ACUCUCUCUCCUCUCUCUUUGUAAGCAGAAAUCUAACGAUCCACAAUCAUAGAAUCAUUCAAACGAUAUCCGACGCUCCAAAACCCAGUCCCGCAAACUAGCCGUUACCAAUCGAGCGUCAAAAACUCAACGGUCAUCUAUUUCCCUUUCAUUCCAUCAAUUAAUGAAACCUCUUAUCGUGAAAACAGACUCAAUAUCAUUACAAUUUUGUUGUUUGAAUUGUUUCCCUCUCUAGAAAUCAUAGUCUCAUCUUUGUCCGGCGAGAUUGCUAAUGGAUUCAGGUUCUAAAACCGCCGGAGCAAAUACGCCUGCAAAAGAAUCAAACCGAUCAAAAUUUAACGAAAUAUCAAAACAAUUAGAAAAUUUCAAUCCCAAUGUGUCGUCUGCAGGUUUUAAAUCAUCUAAUUCUCCAUGCAUAAAGUCUGCAAAAAGUGUCCGCUCCCAAAAAUCUACUUCCAGAAAUCCUAACCCUACUGGUAGUAGCCAAGUGGCGUCACCUUCACCGGUGAAGAAAAUUCGGCAGAGGAAGUUCUUGAUUGCAAAGAAGAAAUCGGAAAAGGGGGAAGUGAAUUCUUCGACUGCAGCAUCAGUGGAAUGUAACAAGUGUAAGAAGAAGACGGGAAAAUCCAAGUGUUUGUGUGUAGCCUAUGAGAGCCUGAGGGCUUCUCAGGAAGGGUUCUUCAAGAAUAGCAGUAAAAUUGAUGAUAAGGUCGAUUUGGAGAAGUUAUGUGAUUAUGAUACUGCGAAUGGGGAGAGUGGAGUUAUCCCUAUAAGCCAAAAACCUGAGACUGCCAAAGGAUUUUGUAGCAGAGUGGAGGGAAAUGAUGAUUUAUGUGAGAUUAAUGAGAAGAGUAAGGAUGACAUAGUUGAGGUUGAGGUGAAUGGUGAAACUGGCACUAAGAGAAGCCGGGGGAGGCAGUUAAAAGAGGGUAGAGAGUGUGCACCGGUGCCGAGGUCUGGCAAGGUGAUGCAUUUGGUGAAGGCAUUUGAGGAACUUCUAUCAAUUCCAAAAUCAAGCAAUUCUGAGGAAAAGGAGGUGGACGAAGUGGAGAAUAUUAAUGCGGAAAUGAGAAAACCUAUUGAGGUUGCUGAAAAACAGGUUUCUCCAUCUUCAUUUAGUCCCUCUGAUGUUUUCCUCACACUGGAGAGCUUAGGUUUAGAUUCAGUUUCACACCGUUCUUCUUCACUAGAUAGCAGCCAAGGAAGCAUUUCAAGUAAAACUUCUGCUGGUGGUCGAAGAAGCAGAAGAAAAAGCUUCGAAUCGUCUGGAACCUCUGGAAUAAGACAUGGGAGAAGGCAGCUUAAAGCAACCUCUCAAAAGCCCUUCAUGCUAAAAACAGAGCAAAGAGGAAGAUGCAAGGAGGAAGAAUUCAUGAAAAAGGUGCAAGAAAUAAUGGAGGAAGAGGAGAAGUUGCGGAUACCAGUUGCUCAAGGUCUUCCAUGGACAACAGAUCAACCAGAGUUUUUGGUGAAGCCAUUAGUCAAAGAUAAUACAAGGCCUGUUGAUCUCAAGCUACACAGCGACCUUAGAGCUGUUGAACGUGCUGAGUUUGAUCAUCAGGUGGCCGAUAAGAUGAGCCUUAUUGAACAAUUCAAGAUGGAAAGAGAGAGACAGCGAAAGUUGGCUGAAGAAGAAGAAAUUAGGAGGCUGAGGAAGGAACUCGUUCCUAAUGCUCAACCGAUGCCAUAUUUUGACAGGCCAUUCUUCCCUAGAAGGUCGGUGAAGCAUCUAACUAACAAGUCUAUGGAGCCAAAGGCGAAUGCAUAAAGGCGAGAAGAUCAAGAGUUGGAUGUUUCAAAUAACUUGUUUGUAUAAACACAGCUGCAGUGAACAAUGGGCAUUGUGAAGUUGAGAUUUUAGUUUGUUUAACGACGAUUAAUGACACAAUUUGUUACAAAUCUAUAAAUAUGUCAAAAUUAAUUUUGAAAAACAGUGCAUUUUCUCAAAUUUUUUAAA
This is a messenger RNA of Olea europaea var. sylvestris, 1957 nucleotides long. Its product is annotated as targeting protein for Xklp2-A-like. Gene Ontology annotation, cellular component: nuclear microtubule; mitotic spindle. The record is from RefSeq and is a predicted model, not a curated record. Lineage: Eukaryota; Viridiplantae; Streptophyta; Magnoliopsida; Lamiales; Oleaceae. Gene Ontology annotation, biological process: mitotic spindle assembly; activation of protein kinase activity; regulation of mitotic spindle organization. The coding region runs from base 272 to 1768 and encodes 498 amino acids. The transcript has 8 exons. Gene Ontology annotation, molecular function: protein kinase activator activity; microtubule binding.